AUGAAUGAACAAAACGGUGGCGUACAUGGAACACCAUGCUUGCCGGACAUUGACAAUGAUAUUACUGGAAAUGAGGAUUUUAUUGAAAUGCCAGUGAAACAAAAAACUGCAUUUAAGAAAGAUCAUUGGAAUAGUAGCAUUUCAACAAAAGCAAAUGAAAAAGACUCAAAAAAUGAUGGAAAUUCGACUACCACAACAAAAUCAGAUAAUAUUCUUAUUCAGUCAGAUAAUUUGAAUCUUCAAUCGUCAGAAGAAUUUCCUGCACUAGAAUCAAACUCAUUUAUUCGAAGAAAGAAGCAUCAUUCCUUAUCAUCGACAACUCCACCAAAACUAAUGCCCUCAAAUAACCUUUCAUUAAAUCGUCCUUAUUCAAACUACAACAAUUAUUCGUCUACAUCUUAUAAUUCUUCGUCUUCUGCACGUUUUCAUUUUUCUACGUAUUCUUAUGAAAGUUCAUCUCCGCCUUAUUCCGCCAAACAACAUCAUCAUCUACGCACCCAUAAUCAAACAAUCGAUAUACCAUUAUCAUCAUUUGUUAAUAAUCAUUCAUCACAAAAACAUCAUCAAAUCUCAUUAGAACAUAUCGAUUUACGGAUAGCUGAAAUAAUUGUACUCAUUCAUACAAAACGAGAAUAUGUUCACAUCGAUAGUGUAGAACGAGAAUUAUUUCGACAAUAUGAUGUAAGAGAAUGGAAAGAAUUAAAUUCACAAUUAGGGCAGAAUCCAUACAAAUUGAAAAAUUUAUAUAAUUUAGCUAAAAAACAUCAAAAAAUCAAAUUAUUUUUACAAUCUUAUUCGUUUCUAAACUCGCUGUGUACAUUACAUGAAUUAGAUGAAAUUCUAGCACAAUUAUUUUCAAAAGAAAAAUAUGAUGAUUUAUUACUGGGCCCGUUACAAGAAAAUCUCGAUGUUAUUAAUUAUUUUCAAUUUCCGAAAAAUCGUCCUAUACCACAGUUAAAAUCUGUUAAAAUUCUUGAACUUUUAUAUCAUUUUAUUGAACGAGAACAGUCGUGGCAUGAUCAUGUGGAUUUCAAUGGUUUUGUAAAUGAAUUAAUGCGUAUGGUUAAUGUAAGAACAAGAGAAGAACUCGGUUUACGAGUUACAUCAUUUCCAUUUCUUUUUCGAACAUUAAAAGAUGUUCGUUUUCGAUUUGGUUCAGCUAUUGCAGAAUAUUCCCAGCAAACUGAAAAAAAUCUAGUCAAUGAAUAUAUUCAAAUAUUACAACAAAUUAAAGAUGAUUUUAAAAAUCAAAUUGGAAAUGAGCAUGAACGUAAACUUUUCUAUUCUAAAAUGACUUGUUCAGCUGUCAUUGAUCAUUUAGUUCAAAUUAUUGAAAAAUAUCUUGUGUGUAAUGGACAGUCAGAAGUUUUAUAUUAUGUUCAAUUAUUCAAACAACAUAAACCACUUCAAUGUUUAUUUCACUUAGCUAUCUUAUUAGGCAGUUAUGAACAAAUUGAUGAUAUAAUACCGCAAUUGAAACAACUCUAUACACAGUUACCGAUACAGCAACAGCAACACUACUAUUUACAGCAAUAUCAACCUCAACCAAUAAAUUCAUCAUGUUUACAACAACAAGAACAAGAACUGCGUAAGGCAGUUGGAACUGAACAAGAACAAGAUUCUUCUUGUCCACAACAACAUUAUCACAGAACGGUACCAUUACAAGAAAUAUGCCGACAGAUAACUGAUUUUUCUCAAAAAACGGAUGGUACACUAACACUAAUGAAUUUAAUGUAUAUCGAAAAACAAGUGUGUCAAAAAUAUCAAUUAGAACAAUUUAGUCAAUUAAAUUAUGGUGAUUUCAAUCACUUUUUAUACAAAUAUCGUAGUGAUAUUGGUACCAAUCUUGAAUUUUAUCUAUAUAAAUCCGAUUGUGGAAUUAAAAGAAUUGAAUUAUUUCGAUUUGUUAAUAAGUUUUUAUAUCGUUCAUCAACAGAUGAUCAAGAAAAAUUGAGAUUGAUUGAAAAAGUUGUUCUAAAUAAAUUUAAAUUACAAAAUUUGGGACAAAUUGGUUUUGCGAAUAUGAAACAAUUAUACGAGAAAACAUUACAAUUUGAAGAAAAAUCAACAAUGAAUAUUAUACAAUAUGAAGAAGCAUUAUUACAAAAUGAAUAUUUACAAACACUUGACGUUUCUAUUCGUGGACCAUCUAUGAAUAGUGAUCAAUUAUGUUCAUAUUUAAUACAAUGUCCAAUAUUACAAGAUUUAAAUUCAUGGACUCAUUGGAAUCAUCUCUUUUUAAAAGAACAUGGUUCUUUGAAAGAUUUCUUAUGUAAAUAUUCUUAUAUUCUACAAAAAGACUUAAUUUGUUUGGAAUUAACAGAUGGCCAAAUGAUUCGUCUAUAUUCUUCAUCCGAUCUAUCUAAAUUUGAACAAGAAUUACAAUUAGAAAAUUUAAAACAAGCUGCUUGUCAUUUAAUAUCAUUUUUUUACAGAAGUGAUGGACAAUAUUUAUUAAAAAAUAAAAUUAUAACCUGGCUAUUAGAGCAACGUUCUCUUGUAAAUAUGAAUAAAUGUGAACCAUUACGUCCAUUUCAACUUGUAUUAGAAUUUCUAUGUUAUUUACCAUGUUUAUUUUCUCAAACAAUUAUAAAAACAUUAAUAUUAGAAACACUUGAGUAUGUCUUUGAAGAAAAAUAUGGAAAUUCUAAAGUUAUUCUAUGGCAAUUAACAGAAAAUAAUUUACAGAGACGUUUGUACUUGGAAGAAAUUGGACUAACACUUGGCAUUGUUGAAUGGACAAAAAUGUUAAAUGAUAAUAUUCAAAAAUCGAUAGAUAAAACGGCAAACUCUGACCAAGAAAUAACAACAAUCACAAAUAUUGAAGAAACAUCUGUGUUUUCGUUGAAUAAUAGUAAUGACAAAGACUUUAAUGAACAAGAAAUAUCUGAAUUAAAGGAAGAAUUUUUAAUAGAGAAAACUGACUCAUUGUUGAAUGAUGUAUCUGUUGCUGAAUCUGGUGUGGCUAUGAGCGAUGAUCAUAAUCAAACAAGUUUAGUAGUAGAUGUAAACAAUGCACAACAAUCGAGAAGAGAUUUAGCUUAUUGUCAUAUUGAUGACAUUCGUUGUAUUCGAUUUGGAGAAAAUAGCGGUUUAGAUGGAACCGGUCGGUUAUUAGUGGAAAAUUUACAAGGUAUUAUUGAACGAAGUUUAGAAAAAUUAGCGAAUGAUUUAUAUUCUGAACAAACACAUUUUGUUUUGGAAUUAUUACAAAAUGCUGAUGAUAAUCAGUAUAAUGAAAAAACUAUACCAAAAGUAAAAUUUAUAAUAACAAAAGAAACAAUUUUAUUGUGUAAUAAUGAAUCGGGAUUCACAAGAGAAAAUAUUGAUGCUUUAUGCAAUGUUGGACGAUCAACAAAAGGUAAACAUAAGGCAGGUUAUUCCGGUCAUAAAGGUAUAGGUUUUAAAAGUGUUUUUAAUGUAUCACUUUGUCCAGAAAUUCAUUCAAACGGUUAUCAUAUUUGUUUCGAUGCAAAUCAAGGACAAAUUGGUUAUGUAAAGCCAACAUGGAUGUUUACGUAUGAUUUAUCAUGUGAAUCGGAUUCUAAUUGGGCAACAUAUAUAAAAUUGAAUUUAAAACCAGAAGUUCAAGAUAAUUUAAAACGUAAAUUUCAAGAUAUUCAAUCACCACUGUUGCUCUUUUUACAUCGUUUACAACAAAUUGAAAUUGUUCAUGAGGAUCAUUCAAAAGUAUUUACACGCAAAGAUCAUAGCAAUGAUAUUAUUGAAUUAUGUGAAUUAGAUUCAAAUGCAGAACCAAUACGACAUUAUUGGCUUGUUAUUAAAAAAAAACUGGAUAUACCACAAGAACUACAAUCAAAAUUACGUGAUAUAAAAUCGGAUAUUAUUUCAACAACUGUUGCAUGUGCAUUUCCAUUAGAUUAUCUAUCUGAUUGUAUAAAACAUCCUUAUUUUCUACCACCAACUCAACCGGUUUAUGCUUAUUUACCAUUACGAGGCUAUGGUUUUCGUUUUGUAUUACAAGCUGAUUUUGAAGUACCAUGUAAUCGUCAAGAAAUUAUGCGUGAUAUGAAUGAAUGGAAUGAUUGGUUAAAAUCACAAAUGUCCGAUUUACUUCUAUUAGCAUAUGAACGUUUUGAACAAUUACCAAAAAUAUUAAAAGAUUUAAAAGAUAUUGAUGCUGUACAAACAAUUAAAUAUUUUUUAAAAUUUAUUCCAUCUAAACAAGAAUGUGAUCCAUGUUUUCAUGGUCUUAUUGAAAAAAUAAUGUCUGUACUUAUUGGUAAAAUAAAAUUUCCUGUUGAAAAAGAAUAUGAUCAAGAUGAUGUUAUUGAAUGGUAUCCACCAAAUAAAUGUACCUAUGUCAAAGAUUUAUUUAUUCGAAAAAUAUUAUCAUCUGAACUAUUAUCUAAACAUUUAGAUCGAUUUUAUUUACAUCAACAAUUUAAUGAUAUUGAUGAACAUUUACUAUAUAAAUUUGGUGUUCAAAAAUUAUCUACAUUUGAAAUAUUACAUAUAAUUGAUACCGUAUUUCUAACUCAUCAUCAUCAUACAAUUGAAACAUUUCCUAUAAUACAAAUUGCUCAAUGGUUAUUAUGUUUAGAUUAUUGUCUUCAAAGUACAGCAAGUUGUUCUUCUUUUGCGGUUAUUGAUGAUGAACAACAACUUGAAUUACAACAAUUAUAUGAAAAAUUACGUCAUUUAAAAUUUAUACCAAUUGAAAAUCAAUCGGCAUUAGUAUCAACAUCAGAAAUGACAAUUUUUUUUCCCGUAGAUAAUUCAAAACAAUUUGUUAAAUAUUUAAAAUAUUUAUAUGAUGAUUUACCACGAGUAAAUAGUGAUCUUUUACUUUAUGUAAAACAAAAUUAUCCAUUACGUUAUGAAACAUUUGUACAAUUAUUAAAAAACUUAGGCAUAUUAGAAACAUUGAAUCUUGGUGAAAUGUAUGAAAAACAUAUUUAUCCAAUAUUUCAAACCGGUCAAUGGCAAACAAAAUCAGAACGUAUUUUAAUAUCAUAUUUACUAUGUGUCUAUCAAUAUUUAUAUAGAAAUCAACAUUCAACAUUUGAUAUUUCAAAAUUUUGUUCAGUUGUUCAAAUAAAAACACGUGAAAAUAAAUUUUGUAAUCCAAAACAAACACAAAUUCAUUUAACAGUUAAAUAUGAUUCUUAUUGUAAAUUAGAUGAAAUUAAAAUUUAUGAUUGGGUAUUUAUAUCAGAUGAUUAUGCUGAUUAUUUAACAACUUAUAAAGUAUCAACAAAUAAAUGGAAAACAUUUUUAGAAGAAUUAGGACUUAAUGAAUUUUUAAAAAUACAAUCUGUUGAAUAUCGUAAGCCUAUUGAUUAUUAUCCUUUUCUAAAAAUGAGGCGACCCGACAGAAUACUUCUCACGUUUGAACAAAAAGUGAUAGAGACAUGCGAUUUUCACCGUUGGAUAGAGAACAUCGGGGGACAUUUUUCAUCCAUUUCUAAACUAGAAGAUACAAAAUGGUCAAAUCUAAUUCCAGAAUUAUCAACAAUUUGUUAUGAACAAGAAUUAAUUUUAGUUGAUCAUGAAUGUGAUGAAUUUAAUUUAAUAUUAGAACACGGUGCACAAUUAGAUAAAUUUCAACUUUACUAUGAUUCUUGUCGAGAAUUAUUAAAAUGUAUAUCACAAGCCUAUCAUUAUAUUCAAAGAUUUUUUUCUAUUCAAUUAUAUACAAAUUCAAUAUCAACACAUCGUAAUUUGAUUCUAUUGAAUACAACAGCAGAUUCUUCAUUUUGUUUGAAUUUAAAACACAAGGAAUGGAUACCAUCUAUUUAUAUUCAACGUAUUUAUAAUUCUCAAUUAAAACAAAUUGAAAUUCAAAAAUUACAACAAUUAUUAAAACCAUCCGAUGUUUACAUUCGUUCAAUACAAAAUCAACAAAUUCAACAAUAUCUUCAAGAUCAUUUUCCUUAUAUUGAAAUAUCAAAUUUAGAUACACAAUUAGUAAAACAUAUUGGACUACAUGAUACAAUUGAUCAAUUAGAUGUUGUUAAAUUAUUGUUAGAUUGGUGUAAUCCAGAGACUGAUGUCACAUCAGCAACAUUAUUAAAUUUAACACAACAAGAUGUAAAAACAAAUCAUAUUCAUCAACAAUUAGUGAGACCACCAAUAAGAUAUCAUGAAAAUUGUCGAAGACAAUUUAUUGAUACACUUGAACAUAUGAGUAAUUUGUACUUCUUCAUCUUCGAUUGUUUAAAGAAUGAACAUUUUCGUUCAUGGCCAAUUGUGUUUGUUCCACGAGAGAAUCUGUAUGUAUUACAUAACAUUCCACCAUCUCUUACGACACAUCCUGUGUACACACAAAAAUUAAAAUCAGAAUAUUGUCUUGGUGAAUUUCUUUACUUGGAUGAAAUAUAUUGGGACGAUCCAACGGGUAUGCUAAAUAAACAUUCCAUCCAUGUACAAAUUCAACAACGUCAUUUAAGUAUAUAUUAUAAUGAAUUAGAGACACUCUUUACAAGAAUAUUAAAAAUACCACUAACACCAAAAACAAAAGAUUAUUAUCCACUAUUAGAUAAAUUAAUUUAUUCUCAUGAUUAUGAUUCAUGUUUAAAUGAUGUUUGGAAGAUAUUUGAAAUAUUUGCUCAACAUUCAACCGAUCAACGAGAACGAAUUAAAAAUCCAAAUGAAAUUAAUAAUGAUGGAGAUGAAGAAGAGGAAGAAGAACACUAUAUCAAUGAACAAAAAGCAAAAGAAAUUAUUGUUCGUUUACCACAAAAUUGGCCAACAACUAAAGCUCGACGUUUUUGUGAAAUGUGUCGCUUUGAAAAUCUGACUGAUCAAUUAGAAUCUAAUGUUUAUGUAGAUAAUAAAGAAAUUUGUAAACAUUUACAUGACUUUUUUUCAACAGCUAUAUAUUAUAUUCAACUUUACUUGUAUACUCGUAUGACUGAUUUAUCUCAAACAUUUAUUGAUCGUCAAUUAGAUAAAAAAUUUUCAAAAAUUCAAUUUUGGCUGGUGGAUAAUCCAAUUGAAAUACAUUAUAUUCACAAGAAACAGACACAUCUUCGAGCAAAAAAACAGUUUGAUGUCUAUAUUCAUGAUGAUAAUAUUGGACUUAAAUUUUAUUUAUUAAAAAAAUAUGAAUAUAGUGAACGACGUUAUCUCGAUGCAUUUAUUAGUUAUUUAAUACCGUUAACAAGACAAGAAUUUGAUCCAGAACGACAAGAAUUAACACAUUUUUGUAGAGAUAUUCUAAAUGAAUAUAAAUAUCGAGGAGUGACAGGUAUUAAAAAAUAUUUGAUCAAAGAAGAAUUACCUAUUGAAUUUCCAGUGAAUAAUGCUAUUAAAUUGUGGACAAUAGCUCCCAUACAAAUUAAUGGUAGUAUGUAUAAUAAUUUUAAAGAAAUGAAAACAAAUGAAUUAUUAAAUUUAAAUCAAGUAUUAAUCAAAACAUUAACGGAUGAACCAUUACUCUUACCAAAGUCAAAUAAUCCAAAUUUAUUACAACAGACAAAUACAUUAAAAUGUAUGCCAUCUGGUGUUGGACGAUCAUUGUCAAUAGGAUUAGAAAAUGAAGUCGAAUCAUUAUUAUUUAGAAAUAAUAGUAAUACAUCGCAACAAGAUUCAAGUGAAUUACGGCAAUAUGAACAAAAUAAACAACGAAAAACACUGUCUGAAUCAGAUACAACAGUUUCAUCAAAAACUCGAAGAAGAAGACGAAAAACAGAAAAUAAUAGUGAGCUAAAGACGAAUUACUAUCCGUUCCAAAAUACAAGAGCCCUGGUCAUUUCUUG
Molecule: messenger RNA, 7724 nt
Organism: Didymodactylos carnosus
Lineage: Eukaryota; Metazoa; Rotifera; Eurotatoria; Philodinida; Philodinidae
Source: the annotation of a GenBank genome assembly